Molecule: messenger RNA, 518 nt
Organism: Drosophila novamexicana
Lineage: Eukaryota; Metazoa; Arthropoda; Insecta; Diptera; Drosophilidae
Gene: mtSSB
Product: single-stranded DNA-binding protein, mitochondrial
Exons: 4
Coding region: 70-510 (146 amino acids)
Biological process (GO): positive regulation of helicase activity; mitochondrial DNA replication
Cellular component (GO): mitochondrial nucleoid
Molecular function (GO): single-stranded DNA binding
Source: RefSeq, a predicted model, not a curated record
GCGUUAGUCGUAAACAGCUGCUUAAGCAAAUUAAAAUCGCGUUGCCGCUUUACAAAACACGCCGAGAACAUGAUGCAACAUAGUAAACGGAUUAUUAAGCCGGUCUUAAAUGGACUUUGGAAUUUGCCGGCACGAGGUGCAACAAGCACGACGGCCGCGGCACCCGCCAAAAUUGAAAAAACUGUCAAUACCGUGACCAUACUGGGACGAGUGGGAGCCGAUCCGCAGCUGCGCGGCUCGCAGGAGCAUCCGGUGGUCACAUUCUCCGUGGCAACGCACACCAACUACAAAUAUGAGAACGGCGACUGGGCGCAACGCACCGACUGGCACCGAGUGGUUGUCUUCAAGCCCAAUCUACGCGACACGGUGCUGGAGUACCUGAAGAAGGGGCAACGCACCAUGGUCCAGGGAAAGAUUACCUAUGGCGAGAUCACCGAUCAGCAGGGCAAUCAAAAGACAAGCACCAGCAUUAUAGCGGAUGAUGUGCUCUUCUUCCGCGACUCCAACUAACAACAAGC